Molecule: messenger RNA, 671 nt
Organism: Cheilinus undulatus (humphead wrasse)
Lineage: Eukaryota; Metazoa; Chordata; Actinopteri; Labriformes; Labridae
Gene: fam177a1a
Product: family with sequence similarity 177 member A1
Exons: 5
Coding region: 36-671 (211 amino acids)
Source: RefSeq, a predicted model, not a curated record
AUCCUCAUCGUAGUGAAGUGGCAGUGCUGAUUGUGAUGGCAGAUUUGUCGUUGUAUUUGACGAAUGUCAACGUUUCCCUGGGGCAAACAAUGGAAACUGAUAAGAGUCCAGGACGGGUGACAGACUAUGGUGGCGUGGAGAUGCGGGAUCGUCCUGACAACAAGGUGAGAGUAAAGGUUCCCCGCAAGACCAUCUACUUUGCCAGUGGAGAGACUAUGGAGGAGUUCAGCACUGAUGAAGAAGAGGAAGAGGAGGAACCUCUCAAGAAAGACGUCAUUACUGUAGAUCCGUCCAAAUUGACCUGGGGUCCAUAUUUCUGGUUCUACAUGUGGAGAAUGGGUACCUCCACCAUUUCAGUGUGUGACUACAUGGGAGAGAAACUGGCCUCUCUGUUCGGCAUCACUACCCCUAAAUAUCAGUAUGCCAUUGAUGAGUACUACCGCAUGAAAAAAGAGGAAGAGGAAGAAGAAGAGGAUAACCGUCUGUCUGAGCUGGCGGAGCAGCGAUUCGUGGAGCAGCAGAGAGGCGAGCAGGGUGAUCCUCGUUCUGCAACUGUUGAGCAGCCAGAAGCAUCUGGAGCUUCUUUUGUAAACAUUAGCUUUGAGAUGGAACCAGAGCCUCCUGUCAACACUGCAGAGACGAGCAGAGUCCCUUCCCCCCUCCCCUCCUGA